Molecule: messenger RNA, 588 nt
Organism: Myxocyprinus asiaticus (Chinese sucker)
Lineage: Eukaryota; Metazoa; Chordata; Actinopteri; Cypriniformes; Catostomidae
Gene: txna
Product: Thioredoxin-like
Exons: 5
Coding region: 141-464 (107 amino acids)
Molecular function (GO): protein-disulfide reductase activity
Source: RefSeq, a predicted model, not a curated record
UUAGGGGAAGGGCUUUGUGCUCUAGUCUAUACUAACAGCUUGAUUUAGAGGAAGCGAGGAGAUCCAUUUCUGGGCGAGCGGGGCGAGUGCGCGUGAGGAAGGUUUGAGUUCUGAGCUCGAGGCAACAGAAAAGCGACAGAAUGAUCAUCGUCAUUGAAGAUCAGGAUGCCUUUAACAAAGCUCUGGCUGAGGCAGGCGAUAAGCUGGUAGUGGUCGACUUUACAGCUACGUGGUGUGGGCCUUGUCAGAGCAUAGCUCCUUUUUACAAAGGUCUGUCUGAAAAUCCUGCCAACUCUAAUGUGGUCUUCCUCAAAGUAGACGUGGAUGAUGCUCAGGAUGUGGCCCAGUCUUGUGAGAUCAAAUGUAUGCCAACAUUCCACUUCUACAAGAAUGGGAAAAAGGUGGAUGAUUUCUCUGGGUCCAACCAAGCUAAACUGGAAGAGAUGGUGAACAACUACAAAUGAUCAGGCCUAAUGAGACACCCUCAUAAGUUUCCUGUGCAGCCCAAUCUCCAAGUUUACUAACAAUAACCCCCUGAAUUUUAUUUUCUAAUGAAGGGUUUUCUUAGAAUUAUUUUAGCUUGUAAAA